Messenger RNA from Gadus macrocephalus (Pacific cod), 1446 nucleotides. RefSeq names its product ATPase H+ transporting V0 subunit cb (gene atp6v0cb). Gene Ontology annotation, molecular function: proton-transporting ATPase activity, rotational mechanism. Lineage: Eukaryota; Metazoa; Chordata; Actinopteri; Gadiformes; Gadidae. The transcript is spliced from 3 exons. Gene Ontology annotation, biological process: proton transmembrane transport. The record is from RefSeq and is a predicted model, not a curated record. The coding region runs from base 168 to 632 and encodes 154 amino acids. Gene Ontology annotation, cellular component: proton-transporting V-type ATPase, V0 domain.
UCGUGACUCGUCCUUACUCUGCAGUCUGCGGUCUCUCCACACCACUCAAUACUGGACCUAUCCACAUCCACAGCUGUCACCGUCCACAGUCAUCCAUUUAAGGAUAUAUAGUGAUAAUAAAGCAUCGUUUUUUAUCCACUAGUUUUUUUAUAUUAAUCUUAGAAACCAUGUCAUCCAACGGCAACCCCGAGUACUCUGCGUUCUUCGCGGUGAUGGGAGCCUCGUCCGCGAUGGUCUUCAGCGCCCUGGGCGCGGCCUACGGCACGGCCAAGAGCGGCACGGGCAUCGCAGCCAUGUCAGUGAUGCGUCCGGAGCUGAUCAUGAAGUCCAUCAUCCCCGUGGUCAUGGCGGGGAUCAUCGCCAUCUACGGCCUGGUUGUGGCCGUGCUCAUCGCCAACAGCAUCACAGAAGGCAUCAGCCUGUACAAGAGUUUCCUCCACCUCGGGGCGGGGCUGAGCGUGGGUCUCAGCGGCCUUGCGGCGGGCUUCGCCAUCGGCAUCGUGGGGGACGCCGGGGUCCGAGGCACGGCCCAGCAGCCCCGGCUCUUCGUAGGGAUGAUCCUGAUCUUGAUCUUCGCUGAGGUCCUGGGUCUCUACGGCCUCAUCGUUGCCCUCAUCCUGUCCACCAAAUAAACGGCCUCUCGUCCGCCCGUAAGGGGCCGCUGGAGGAAGGAAAACAAAAAAAUACAACGGGAAAAUAUUGUAAAAAUUUCUAACAUGAAGAAAAAGGUUGUGGGUGGGGGUGGGGAAAGAGUAAAAUAAGUAUCUCUCCAUACUGAUGGUCUUAUCUGUAAUAUGUGUACAGGUGUCCCUUUGAUAGUCAACCUCUUGUAAAUGCGCAAAGUAGUGGUUUGUCUGUCUUGUGUGUGCGUGUGUGUGUGUGUGCGCGCGUGUUUAAUGAGAAUUCAAUGUUCUGAUAAAGAAUAAUUUUGCUCCACUAGUUGACUUGGUGUCUGGCCGUAGGGAGAUGAGCGCCAGCUGGUUUCUCUCUGGCCAUCCUGUGAGGACUCUCUGCAUGGGCAGACCGGUGAACGCCCAACUUGGACAGACUUGGCUUUAGUAUUGUUCUUUUCCAGGUUUAAUUUAUAAGAUAUUGUCCUUGAAACAGUCUAAUUAACCAUGGUGUGUCUAAUAGAUCUAGAUAUAUAGAGAUCUAUGUAGAUCUAGAGAUCUCUCUAGAUCCAUCGAUAUAGAUCUCUAUCGAUAUACAUCUAUAGGUUGAUGCACUGUGGAUGAAUUGAUCAGUGAUUGAAAUUCCUCUGGAUAGGUAUCUUGGUUUAUAGAUUCUGAUUGCCUUUAGUAUUUGGAUGGUGGGACUUGUGUUAAGUGUAUUUUAAUCAUUACGAAAGCAUUCUCAAACACGUCAACGUUUUUCCCUGUAGUACUGCUGUUGGAUUGCAUUAAAGAUUUGUGUGCCCAGUGUUGGGUCUCACAUGUUUAAUUUUCA